This is a messenger RNA of Notechis scutatus (mainland tiger snake), 1553 nucleotides long. It is a transcript of the gene HOXD4, whose product is annotated as homeobox D4. The record is from RefSeq and is a predicted model, not a curated record. Gene Ontology annotation, biological process: embryonic skeletal system morphogenesis; anterior/posterior pattern specification; positive regulation of transcription by RNA polymerase II. Gene Ontology annotation, molecular function: RNA polymerase II cis-regulatory region sequence-specific DNA binding; DNA-binding transcription factor activity, RNA polymerase II-specific. Gene Ontology annotation, cellular component: nucleoplasm; nucleus. Lineage: Eukaryota; Metazoa; Chordata; Lepidosauria; Squamata; Elapidae.
UGGACGCCUAACUUUAUUCAGUUGACAGCAAGUAGGAGGGCUCUCUGGGAAGGGGGGGUGGGGGGGAAAAAAAAAAGACAGCGCGAGAAAAAAAAAAUUAGUAUUUUCCAUCUUCCGAAAUUAAUGGCCAUGAGUUCGUAUAUGGUGAACUCGAAGUACGUGGACCCCAAAUUCCCCCCGUGCGAGGAGUAUUUGCAGAACAACUACCUAGCCGAGCAAGGCUCGGAUUACUACGGCGCCUCGCCAGACUCGGAUUUCCAGCACCAGGGACUCUAUGCGCGGCCAAACUACAGCGGGCAGCAGCCCUACAGCUGCAGCAAUGCCCAAGGCUCGGCGGUGCAAGCGCGGGGUCACGGGCAGGAGCCGUCCGGCCUGACGGGGCCCUUCCCCGGGCAAGGGGAGCACUGCCCCCCGGCCCCUGUGCCUGCCCCCAGGACUUGCAGCCAGCAGCACCCAAAUCUCAAAAGCCCCAACGGGUCACCCGCAGCAGCAGCAGCAGCAGCAGCAGCAGCAGCAGCCAAGCAGCCAGCCGUGGUGUAUCCCUGGAUGAAGAAAGUCCACGUUAACUCUGUAAAUCCAAACUACACAGGAGGAGAACCAAAGCGCUCCCGCACGGCUUACACCAGGCAGCAAGUCCUUGAACUGGAAAAGGAAUUUCACUUUAACCGGUACUUGACCAGGCGCCGCAGGAUUGAAAUCGCCCACACGUUGUGUCUCUCCGAGCGGCAGAUUAAGAUCUGGUUUCAGAACCGAAGGAUGAAGUGGAAGAAAGACCACAAACUCCCCAACACCAAAGGCCGCACAUCCAGUUCGUCCUCCGCCUCCAGCCAACACCUACAAACUGUUUCCAAGGAACACCAAACGGAUUUGACCACUUUAUAGGAAACUUGGAAACAAGCCUUUUUUUUUUUCCCUCCACUCCCAGGGGUUUUUCUUUGGAAGGGAGGCUGCCCAGAGUGCAGGCCGCCAAAUACAAGCACAUAGAUACUCAUCCUGGUGAAAGGGAAAGCAAGGUGUAGCCCUUGACAACUUUCCAAUGGGUCGCCUCCUGUUUUCUAAGACAGUGGAGACAAAUGUUGCGGGGACCACAGGAGUCACGGAAGGCAACUUAAACAUUCAAACAAACAAAUUCUGCUUCCAGGUGGUGAGAAAAUGAUAUACUGUAUAUCUGUCUGUCUCUAUGUAUGUGGAAAACAUAAAUGAAUCAAAUUAAUAUUUUUAAAUGAAAUUCCCCUGGCAGCAUACAGUCAGGCGCUAUUGCAGACAAACCAUUUGGAAUUGCCUUUAUGAUCUACCAGGAAGGGUUUUGGGUGUUUGAGACUAGCUGUUUUUUGCCUGUUUUUCCAUCAUUCCAGGUUGUAGAGCAGGGCAGAUCCAAACCUGACCUUUUGUCUUGAAAACAGGCAAACAUUCCCUUUCCAUUUCUUUUGAGUACUUUCAAUAAACAACCUUAAAUUAAAAGCUUACCCAAUUCCUCUACCUUUUCAGGAAGAUCUUUAAACAAGGAAGUGAAACGGGUUGUUUUCAUGUAUUGGUGAUAUUUGUUAUUAGCC